This is a messenger RNA of Pogona vitticeps (central bearded dragon), 1766 nucleotides long. RefSeq names its product cytosolic thiouridylase subunit 2 (gene CTU2). Gene Ontology annotation, molecular function: tRNA binding; sulfurtransferase activity. Gene Ontology annotation, biological process: tRNA wobble position uridine thiolation. Gene Ontology annotation, cellular component: cytosol. The record is from RefSeq and is a predicted model, not a curated record. Lineage: Eukaryota; Metazoa; Chordata; Lepidosauria; Squamata; Agamidae.
UGCGCCGGAAGCCGUCCCUUUGCGGAGUCUCUGCCCAGGCGGCGGCGGAGGAGGAGGAUGUGUGAAGCCGAGCCGGGAGGCUGCGGGGGCGGCGGCCGAGGGUGUCCUCCUCUCAGGGCCCCCCGGAACAGCCACCCUCUGAAAUGCAUGAAGUGCAAAGAAGGCUCUCCAGUGUUAAUCAUCCGCGUUGGAGAUGCUUUUUGCAAGGCCUGCUUCAAGGAAUAUUUCGUUCACAAGUUCCGUGCCAUGCUUGGGAAGAAUCGCUGCAUUUACCCUGGAGAGAAGGUUCUUCUCGCAUUUUCAGGUGGCCCUGCCUCUAGUGCGAUGGUGCGGCAAGUGCAGGAGGGCCUGAGCCAAAGAGCAGCCAAGAAACUCCGCUUCAAGCCAGGAAUCAUCUAUGUUGAUGAGGGAGCUGUGUGUGGACAGAGCCUGAGCCAGCGGGAGGAGAUCCGUACUGAGGUGGAGACCAUCCUGCAAGCCACAGGGUUCCUUUAUCAUGUAGUGAGCUUAGAAGAGGUGUUCAGCCUUCCUAGUUCUGUCCUGUGCUCGCUUCCCACUGGCAUCUCUGCUCAGGACCAGAGCUACAAAGAUGCUGUUGAUGACUUCAUAAAACAGCAGCAGGAAAAGGUGGAGGACAACCCAGGCUCCAUGGAAGACCAGCUGGGAGAGCUCAGCCUGCAAGACUGUCCAAAGAAAGAAGGGGACGUGAUUCCAGGAACUUGGCCCCCUCCUGAUUCCCAUACGGAAACUCUGACACGCCUCUUUGGGGCUGUGAAAAGCCUGACCGCAAAAGAGGAACUUCUGCAGACCCUCCGGAACCACCUGAUCUUGCACGUUGCCCGGACAAGGGGGUACAUCAAGGUGAUGAUGGGGGACAGCUGUACGCGUGUGGCAGUCAAGUUGCUGACCAACCUCUGCCUGGGACGAGGGGCCUUCCUGGCAACAGAUACAGGCUUCUCGGACAGCCGCCACGGUGAUGUGCUCUUCCUGCGCCCCAUGCGGGAAUAUCCUGCCAAAGAGAUUGUCUUCUACAACCACCUUUUUGGAGUGCCCACCAUCUUCACGCCUGCGCUAGACACCAAAGCCUCGGAGCGAGCCAGCAUCCACCGACUGAUUGAGAACUUCCUGGCCAAGCUACAGUCCGAGUUCCCUUCCACUGUCAGCACUGUCUACCGGACAGGAGAGAAGCUCUGUGUGAGCCCUCAAGAGGCCGCUCCUAAUGGACCUGAAGGGCCAGCGCGGUGCCUCUUCUGUCUGUGUGCUCUAGACACAAAUGUUGUGGACGGCUCUUCCUUGCAGGCAGCGCUGUUCUCGGAGCAGCUGGGCCAGAGACCACCACCUCUGCCAGAUGGGAAUGGAUGCUGCCGAGGAGGGGCCUGGAGCCAGACAGGAUGCGGUGGCCGUCCUCCGGCAGGAGGAGACGCUCACCCAGGCCGAGCUGAGCUGGUUCCCUUGCUCUGUUACAGCUGCCGGUUGACCGUCAAAGACAUGAGAUGCCUGGAGUGGCUCCCAUCUUACAUCAGCUUAGAAGCCGAGCGCCGGCGAUGCAGGUCUGCCAUGAAACGGGAAAUCCAGGAAUUUCUGCUUGAAGAAGAUCAUGAGCCGACAGCCUAAGAACCACCCGGCGUCUUGGCUUCGAACUCCCACUCAACGACUGGGAAGGAGAUCACCGGGGCUGAAGACUCCCAUCUCCUUGUAAAUCCUUACCUUUUAAUCUGUGCUAAGCUGUGGUUACAAUUUUCUAAUAAAUUAUUUUGGAUCCAGUA